GCCUUCGUUGUGGCCGCCUACCUGCAGCGCCACCUGCGCACCCACCGCACACCCGAGCCGCGCCCUCCGGCCUGCCUGCUGCUGCGGGAGGGGCUGGCCCCGCCGCCCGCAACCCCCCGCAAGGUGCUGCUGCUGCCUGGCCCCACCAAGCCUGCCCAGGUGCCUGCCCGGGCUCACCUGGCACAGGUGGGGAAGGGGCUGCACACCUGGCAGAGCGUCCUGGUGGUGCCACCUGGGGCAGGGCAGGAGGGGGCAGGGACGAGUGUGAUCGUGCUGAGGGGCGGGAUGGGGCCUGCAAGUGUGCAGGUGGCUGAGGCGGCAGGUGUAGCAACAGGUGUGACAGGUGUGGUAGGGGUCACAGGUGUGACAGGUGGGGCAGGGGGGGCAGGUGUGCAGCUCCUCCAGGCUGCUGAGAUGACAGGUGUGGUGGGUGUCACAGGUGUGUCAGCUGUGUCAGGGGUCACAGGUGUGGCAGGUGUGACAGGUGUGGCAGGGGUCACAGGUGGGACAGGUGUGGCAGGGGUCCCAGGUGUGCAGCUCCAGGUGUUGCCAGAGGUCACCAACGUCCAGGUGCAGGGCAGGGAGGUGACAGGAGUGAGAGGUGUGACAGGUGUGGCAGGGAUGACAGGUACCACAGGUGUCAUGGGGGUGAGAAGUGUGACGGGUGUGACCGGUGUCACAGGUGUGACAGGUGUUGCAGGUGUCACAGGGGUGCAGCUUCAGGCCACUGAGGUGACAGGGGUGCCAGGUGUGCCAGGGGUGCCAGGUGUGACAGGUGUGACAGGAAUGCCAGGUGUCACAGGUGUGCCAGGGGUGCCAGAUGUCACAGAUGUCACAGGUGUGACAGGGAUGACAGGUGUCACAGGUGUUGCAGGUGUGACAGGGCUGCAGCUCCAGGUGCUGCAGGCGCCCUCCGAGGUGACCAAAGUCCAGCUCCAGGUGUUGCCGCCACCACCUGAGGUGACCAAUAUCCGGCUCCAACCGCUGCCACCGCCCUCAGGUGUCACCAGAGUGCAGCUCCAGGUGCUGCCACCUCCACCUGAGGUCACCAAAGUCCAGCUCCAGGUGCUGCCACCACCCCUGGAUGUCACCUGUGUCCAGCUCCAGGCAGGUGAGGUGGCCAAUGUCCAGCUCCAGGUGUUGCCACCGCCCCCUGAGGUGACCAAUGUCCGGCUCCAGACACAGCCACCGCCCUCAGGUGUCACCUGUGUCCAACUCCGAGCAGGUGAGGUGGCCAAUGUCCAAGUCCAGGUGCUGCCACCACCGCCUGAGGUGCCCAGUGUUCAUCUCCAGGCCACCGAGGUGACCAAUGUCCAGCUCCACACGCUGCCACCACCCCUGGAUGUCACCAGUGGUCAGCUCCAAGCAAGGGAGGUGACCAGUGUCCAGCUCCAAGUGCCGCCACGGCCCUCAGAUGUCACCAACGUCCAGCUGCCACCGCCCUCCCAGGUGACCAACGUCCGGCUCCAGGUGCUAUCACCACCACCUGAGGUGACCAGUGUCCAGCUCCAAGCAAUGCCACCGCCCUCCCAGGUGACCAAUGGCCACCUCCAGGUGCUGCCAACACUGCCUGAGGUGCCCCCUGUCCACCUGGAGCCCAUAGAGGAGGUGCCCAGUGUCCACCUGGAAACCUUGGAGGUGCCCAGCGCUCACCUGGAGACCUCAGAGGUGCCUAGUGCCCACCUGGAGACUUUGGAGAUGCCCCCUAUGACCCUGGAACUCACCACGGAGGUGCCCAGUGCCCACCUAGAAGCGAUGGAAGUGCCCAACAUCCACCUGGAAACCUUGGAGAGGUGCCCAGUGCCCACGUGA
This is a messenger RNA of Empidonax traillii (willow flycatcher), 1812 nucleotides long. RefSeq names its product collagen alpha-5(IV) chain-like. The annotation marks the transcript as partial. The transcript has 4 exons. The record is from RefSeq and is a predicted model, not a curated record. NCBI's taxonomy places the organism in Eukaryota, Metazoa, Chordata, Aves, Passeriformes, Tyrannidae.